This is a messenger RNA of Populus nigra (black poplar), 1895 nucleotides long. Its product is annotated as protein DETOXIFICATION 56. The record is from RefSeq and is a predicted model, not a curated record. NCBI's taxonomy places the organism in Eukaryota, Viridiplantae, Streptophyta, Magnoliopsida, Malpighiales, Salicaceae. Gene Ontology annotation, molecular function: antiporter activity; xenobiotic transmembrane transporter activity. Gene Ontology annotation, biological process: xenobiotic detoxification by transmembrane export across the plasma membrane. The coding region runs from base 61 to 1587 and encodes 508 amino acids. The transcript has a single exon. Gene Ontology annotation, cellular component: membrane.
CUCUCGUCAAGGAAAUUGUAUAUUUGGUAUAAGCCGACCAAUCCAUUUUGCCCGACCAUCAUGUCUCCACCAUCAAAAUCUGAAGAGAGCCCUAUUGGCAAAACCUCUCAACCUCCACCAAUAUCUUCACUUACCACCCGAAUAUGGCCGGCAAAUCUUAUGCAAAUUAUUCUUCAGGAAAUAAAAACACAACGAGGUAUAACUCUGCCCUUGUUGGCAAUGAAUUUGACAUGGUUUUCCAAAACAGCUAUCACAACUGUUUUUUUAGGCAGGCUUGGAGAGCUCCAGUUGGUUAGCGGCACUCUUGGGUUCACUUUUGCUAACGUCACUGGCUUUUCUGUCUUGAAUGGGCUAUCCGCUGCCAUGGAACCUCUCUGUGGUCAAGCUCAUGGGGCUAAGAAUUUCAUGCUGCUACACAAGACCCUCCUCAUGGUAACAUUCUUGUUGCUAUUAGCAACCCUGCCUAUAUCUUUCUUGUGGCUUAACGUGGACAAAAUUCUAAUCCAUUGUGGCCAACAAGAAGACGUUUCGCGUGUUGCAAAGAACUACCUUUUCUAUCUCUUCCCUGACUUAAUAAUCACCUGUUUGUUAUGUCCUCUUAAAGUCUACUUGAGCUCACAAAGUGUAACAGUUCCUAUAAUGUUUAGCUCAGCUUUGGGCCUAGCUUUUCACAUCCCGAUCAACAUCUUGCUUGCAAAAGCCAAGGGUCUUGAAGGGGUGUCUAUGGCAAUAUGGAUAACCGAUCUUAUGGUCGUGAUUUUACUUGCUUCAUACGUGUUGAUGAUGGAAAACAGGAAGGGAGGGAAUUGGAAGGAGGGAGGGUGGUUAGACCAGGGCGUUCAUGACUGGCUCAGGUUGCUAAAACUUUGUGCACCAUGUUGCCUUACCACCUGCCUUGAAUGGUGGUGCUGGGAGAUCUUGAUCUUGCUUACCGGACGACUACCAAAUGCCAAGCAAGCAGUUGGGGUGAUAGCAAUUGUGCUAAACUUUGACUACUUGCUUUUCUCUGUGAUGCUAUCACUAGCAACUUGUGCUUCCACUCGUGUGUCGAAUGAGCUUGGUGCAAAUCAAGCAGGUCGUGCUUACCAGUCAGCAUAUGUGUCUCUAGGAGCAAGCACCAUUUCAGGUUGCAUUGGUGCCUUGGUGAUGGUAGGAGUCCGAGGUGUUUGGGGGUCUCUGUUUAGCCAUGAUCAGGGAAUCAUAAAAGGUGUAAAGAAGAUGAUGUUGCUAAUGGCUUUGAUUGAAGUAGUAAAUUUUCCUUUAGCAGUUUGUGGAGGCAUCGUCCGGGGAACAGCUCGGCCAUGGUUGGGCAUGUAUGCCAAUCUUGGUGGGUUCUACUUCCUAGCCUUACCAGUGGCAGUACUCUUAGCCUUCAAAGCAGCACUAGGGCUCGGUGGGUUGUUGGUAGGUUUCUUGAUUGGAUUGGUCGCGUGCUUGAUUUUGUUGGUAGUAUCUGUUGUGAGGAUUGAUUGGGAAGUAGAAACUGAAAAGGCACAAAAACUGGCGUCCUGUGACGUGCAAGAAGUGGACGUUAAAGAACGCGUGAAUCACCGAACCACGGAAACAGUGGAUGGUGCUGAAGCAUGAGAAUGACUAGAAAACGGUUGUCUCGUUUCUAACACUCCCAUAAAUGCUGGACUUCCUGACACAACUCUCUUAAGGAAAAAUUACAGCAAAACCAAACUCAUUUGAGACAACUCCCUAAUGGAACUUUUAAAAUUCAGGAUUCCUAUCCAUUUUCAAGCCUUUCGGUAAUUCAAAGGCAUCAUUUCAUCAAUUCACUGUUCAUGAAUCACUCCAAAUUUCAAUUCCUGGUAGCUUCAGUUCUUAUAUGGCCAGCCAUUUACGAUUCUGUCUUCAGAUAGUUUCAUCCAAUCAUGAAAUGGGUCGUAAGA